AUUGAGCAUCCAGGGCUCCCUCCUCCUCCUCCUCCUUUCUCGCCCUUCUUCUCUCCUGAAAGGACCGCAGCAGCCAAGAGCAGCCGGGCCUCUUCUGCCUCCUUCCUCCCAGCGACCUCCCUCCGUUUGGGGGCGCCUCUGAGCAAAUGGGGCCCAGAAGCAAAGGCAGCCCUUGUUGGCCCCAGCAGCCCCGGCCUGGGAGGGAGCCGGGAAGAAGAGCAGUCUUUUGGGGGGACCGGGCUCUGGACCAAGAGCCAUGGAAGGAAGGGCAUCCUCCAAGGAGACCCGGGUCUCCCAUGGAGCAGGCCAGCCUCUCUUUAAAAACCAUUGUUGUUAUUAUUAUUAAAUGUUAAUUAAUAUCAAUUAAUUAAAUGAUAAUAAGAACGCAGGAGGCGAGGUGGCUGUUAAUGCCUACAAUGAUCGUGAGGAAGAGGAGGAGGAGGAUGGGCUCUGGCUGCUGGAGCCCCUCGAGAGGGCAGGGCCUGGGCAUCCCCUUGGCCCCGCCCCCUCUCCCCGGCCGCCCAAUGGCCUCCCGGGCGAUGACGCCCCUCCCCUUCCUAUGCAAAUGCAGGGGCGUGGGCUAUAAAAGGCCUGGCGGGGCGCUCGCCGGAGCAGAGCGUCGGAAGCGGGCGGCGUGAGUCUGGGGCCGCGCUGGGGCCCCGGGGGCGGCGCGCCAUGAGCCAGACGGAGCUCUCGCCUUCCUCCUCGGGCUCCUCGCCGGCCGCUCCGGCUCCUGCAGCGGCGGCGGCUUCUUCCUCCUCGUCCUCGUUGUCGCGUCCUUCCGGGCCGCAGCGGCGUUUCCAGGAGGCGGUGCGCUCGGGGAACACGGCGGCGGUGCAGUCGGUGCUGCAGGGCCUGUCGAGCUGCGAGUUCAACGUGAACAGCUUCGGCCCCGAGGGCCAGACGGCGCUGCACCAGUCGGUCAUCGAGGGCAACCUGGAGCUGGUCAAGCUGCUGGUCAAGUUCGGCGCCGACGUCCGCCUGGCUAACCGCGACGGAUGGAGCGCCCUCCACAUCGCCGCCUUCGGGGGCCACCAGGACAUCGUCCUCUACCUGGUCACCAAGGCCAAGUACGCCCACGGCAGCCCCCCGGCCCUGGCGGGAGAAGGCGGCGGCGGCGGAGGGGGGGCGCCCCGGUGAGCCCUGUCCCUGGACCCCCCGACAGGAUCGGGCCCUUCUCGCCUCCAGGAUCGGGCCCCUCCCCCAAAGGCCCCCCCUCCAGGCCCCUUCUGGAGAGUUUGGGGGUCCCUCUGCGGACCCUGGAUUGAGGGCCUCGAAGGGAGGGGCAGGAGACCCAGAGACCCUCCCCCUUUUGGGGGUCCACCACCCAAGAAAAAGUGGAGCCAUCCAUUGGAAGAGGAAGAAGGAGAGGAGAUUUGUGGGGUCUCCAUCCUCCUGAAGGGAUCCCCGAGAGACUGACGCAUUUAUAACCCCCCCCCACAGGGGCAAACGCCGCCCCCCCCCUUUGGAUGCUGCCUGAAUUUGGGGGAAACUGCCAGGAAAAUGUCAAAGCUGCUGGGAAACUGUUGUUGUUGGGGGUCUCUCUUUGGGGUCCAGACUGCUUUUCUUUGGGGGGGUCGAGGUUUACUGUAAACAACAACAACCCCCCAAGUUUCCCUUCUCUUCCCUUGCCUUCCAUCUACCUCGGUUCGUCUUCCACAGUAUUCGCUGCUCCCCCUUUUCCAGUUUUAGGGGUCCCCCCACAAGAGGCAACAGCCCCCCAUUUUACUCCCCCCCAAAAAGACCCCCCACAAACACCUCUGUUUCCCUCUCCUUACUAAAAUGGGGCUAAAGUGCACAAAGUGGGGUUCAGAGCCAGAUCUGGGGGGCAGGAAAAGAGGUGACCCUUCCCUUCCUUGGGACAUAGAUCCCCCCUUUGCUUUUAAUUUGCAAACCCAGACUGUGCCCCCCAGAUUCCUAAUCCCCCAGACGGAGAAUUGGGGCGCUUCCCCCCCCCCCCAUUUGGAAGGGAUCUUGGCCUUCCCAGCAGAGGAAAGGGAGGAAGGAAGGGGGCUUGGCCCCUAUUUCUUGGGGGGGGGGCUGAGAAGGGACCCCCUUCCUAGAUCUGGUCUCUUUGCAAAGAAAGGAAAAGGGGGGGUGCAAAGAGGGUUUAAAGUCACUCCAGGCUGCAUUUCAAGAGACCCUCUAAGGACUAAGACCCCCCCCAUUAAAUUCAAGGGGUCCCCAAAAGCUGACAAGCAACUUGAGCCCCUUUUUUGCUGCUGCUGCUGCUGCUGCUUUGUGUCCCAAUGGCUUUGCCAGAAGCCCCCUCCCCACUUUGGAGGCGCCUUUCCAGGUCUGCACUACAGAGUCCUCCUUGCCCCCUCCCCACUUUUUGGAAGCAUUUCCCACCCUUUUGGGGGGCUCCCUGUCUUGUCUAUUUAUCCGUGUGUCUGUCUGUGUCUGUUGUUGUGGUUUCUCUCUCUGAUGUGUAAAUAUAGAGAUAUAUAUAUUGUGUGUGUGUGAGAGAGAGAGGCGGGCGUUGCGUUUUUAAGGGGGUUUCUCUUUUCUAGAGGUUUGGGAAUUAGAGGUUUUAUUUUGGGGGGGAUCAGGAGGAAUUCAAGGACCCCUCUUUCUGUUUCCUCGUUGCACUGACUUUAUUAUUCCUCUUUGGCUGCAUCCGCACUGCAGAACUAAUCCAGUUUGAGACCACUUUAACAGCCCUGGCUCAGUACUAUGGGAUUCUGGGAAGUGUACACUUCCCAGAAUCCCAUAGCAUUGAACCAAGGCUGUUAAAGUGGUCUCAGCCUGGAUUAAUUUUGGGGAUUCUCCGUGGAGCUGGGUUCGAAUCUCAUCUCCUUGCUCCCUUCCACCAGAAUCUUUUCUAUAUUGCACAUCAUUUCUUCUCCUCCUUUCCUUCCUUCCUUUCCUCCCCCUCCUUUUUUCUACUAAAUGGAUUUUCCGCGAUGAAAAUGUCAUAACAUUUAUGACAGGAUUUAUUUUUUAUUAAUUAUAAAUAAAUGCAUAAAUGCAAAGCCUUGGAAGUUAGUAGUUUUGUGCUGAGAAGGUUCCAAGAUCUUGGGGGGGGGGCAAAGGUUUAGGAAAAGGGGGGAAAGAGACGUCGAAAGAAAAGAUCUUGCUGUGAAACCCAGUUUCUCUAAAGGAAAGGAAAAAAGAAAAGUGUUUGCAAAGAUGUGAACAGAUAUUUAAAUGUAUAUUUUUAUAUAGAACGUAUAUUAUAUUAAGAGCCUGCCUCCAAAGACUGUGAAGCCCUUUUUCUUUGGGGGGUGAAAAGCCACGCGGAGGGGGCUCUUUGUCCGCCUUUCCCUUUCUUCCCCAGUUUUUGGGGGGUCUCUUUUUCCAGGCCUUUGGAAAUGGCCCCCAGCCCUGGAGGAAUUUUUGUGGGUCUGUUGCUCUGGGAAAGGGCCCAAGUCCUGGACUUUGGAGGAUGGAGGGGCUCCUUCCUUUGGAUGUGUUCUGCCUCCUCUUUGGAGGCGCUCCCUCACUCUGCAAUGGGACCCUGAACACCUUUACUCCGGAGUAAGCCCUGCUGAAUGGGAUGGGACUUCUCAGAUUUGUUAGUAAGACAGCUUUUGGAUUGCAAAGCAGAAUGCAUCUGGGGUUUGUGUCCUCGAAUCAUGGUUUGUGAACCAGAGUGAAUCUUGGUUUUGCGUCCUAGCAUUUUGGUCUCCAAACCUGAAUGCAUCUGGGGUCUGUGUCCUUGCAUCAGGGUUUGCAAACCAGAAUGCAUCUAAGGUUUGUGUCCUUACAUCCGGGGUUUGCAAAGUGGAAUGCAUCUGGGGCCCCUCUGCCCUCUCUCUCUCUCUCUCUCUCUCUAUGCCAACCCCAGAGCCUUGGCGUCAUGUGGGGCGAGAUGUUCUCCAUCCGUCGAUGCACCGGGUGCAUGGCUCCAUUUUGGGGACAUAAAUAGAAGGGGCUCUAGUCCCCAGUCUCCCUUCCAGUCCUCCCAGUUUGGCUUGUCCAGUGCUGCUGGGAGCUCCUUGUGCCAAAAGGGAGGUUCCCUCUUAAUUCUUUUUCAUCCCUCCUUCCUUGAAAAGAGAGAGAGAGAGAGGCCUCCUAUUCUCCUUCUUUGGGUCCCAAGGGCAGCCCCUUUUUCUGGAGGCAUUUUCUCCAAGGAGGAGGAAAAGGAAGGAGUGUAAUAAACCUUGGAUGCUGGAAACUGAGCAGAGAAUUUCCGCAGGCCUUUCCCUUCCCUUCCCUUCUAGAUGGCAAAUACCUUCCUUUUUUAAUUAUGUCAAUUACAGUAAUUCGUUAAGAAUUGUAGGCUUAUAUUGAAGCUGUUUGUGGGUCGCUCUAUGAUCACUUCGUAACUGGAGAGAGUGUGUGUGUAUAAUUAUCAUUAAAAGAGAGAGAGCUUCUGUGCA
Molecule: messenger RNA, 4325 nt
Organism: Sceloporus undulatus (fence lizard)
Lineage: Eukaryota; Metazoa; Chordata; Lepidosauria; Squamata; Phrynosomatidae
Gene: NRARP
Product: NOTCH regulated ankyrin repeat protein
Exons: 1
Coding region: 676-1140 (154 amino acids)
Molecular function (GO): protein binding
Source: RefSeq, a predicted model, not a curated record